This is a messenger RNA of Daucus carota subsp. sativus, 2285 nucleotides long. RefSeq names its product subtilisin-like protease. NCBI's taxonomy places the organism in Eukaryota, Viridiplantae, Streptophyta, Magnoliopsida, Apiales, Apiaceae. Gene Ontology annotation, biological process: proteolysis. The record is from RefSeq and is a predicted model, not a curated record. Gene Ontology annotation, molecular function: serine-type endopeptidase activity. The coding region runs from base 6 to 2228 and encodes 740 amino acids. The transcript has a single exon.
UGAAGAUGGCUAUGGUUUUGUUUUUCACUUUACUUUGCCUUUCAAGCCUAUUGUGUCCAGCCAUUUCCCAGCCAAACCUUAGUUCAAGGACUUACAUUGUCCAUGUAAAUGUGCCUGAUACCAUGGUUCUGUCUGAUUCCAAAAACUUCGACAAGUACUACCGGUCAUUUUUGCCACUAAGAACAUCGAGUUUGGACCUGCAGCCACGGAUGGUCCACACUUAUCGUAAAGUUGUCAGAGGCUUUGCUGCAAGAUUAUCACCCAUGGAGGCUAAGGCAAUAGAGAAGAUGCAAGGAGUCUUAUCCAUUAGGCAACAGAAUGUUUUUUCUUUACACACAACUCAUAGUCCCAAUUUUUUGGGAUUGCACCAGAACUUGGGAUUCUGGGAAGGCUCAAAUUAUGGUAAAGGGGUGAUUAUUGGCGUUCUGGACACUGGGAUCGCAGAUGGUGACCAUCCUUCGUUUAGUGACGAAGGGGUGCCACCUCCCCCGGCUAAGUGGAAAGGAGUUUGUGAAUUUAAUGGCACGACAUGCAAUAACAAGUUGAUUGGUGCCAGAAAUUUUGUUGCAGGACAAUCUGGCCCGCCUGUCGAUGUGGAGGGCCAUGGAAGUCACACGGCUAGUACUGCAGCUGGCAACUUUGUGAAGGGUGCCAAUGCUUUUGGCAUGGCUAAUGGUACUGCUGCUGGCAUGGCACCUCUUGCUCAUUUAGCUAUAUACAAAGUUUGUUCUCCAGAGGACUGUGCUGAAAGUGAUGUAUUGGCUGCAAUGGAUGCGGCUGUUGAGGAUGGUGUUGAUAUUCUUUCGCUAUCAUUAGGACUAGAGCCAAAUACCUCUUUUUAUGCUGAUAGUGUUGCUGUGGGAGCAUAUGGUGCAAUUCAGAAUGGUGUUUUUGUGAGUUGCUCAGCAGGAAAUUCUGGUCCAGUGAAUUCUACUUUGUCGAAUGAGGCUCCAUGGAUUCUCACUGUUGGAGCUAGCACGGUUGAUAGAAGCUUAAAAGCAACUGCCCUUCUUGGGAACAAGGAUGAAUUAGAUGGUGAGUCGGUCUUUCAGCCUAGAGAUUUCCCCCAAACUUUGCUGCCACUUGUUUUUCCUGGCUCCAGCGGUGAUCAAAAUGCUACAUGGUGUGCUGAAGGUUCACUGGACAACAUGGACGUUAAAGGAAAAGUAGUUUUUUGUGAACGUGGCGGUGAUAUAGCAAGAAUCACCAAAGGACAGACCGUGAAAGAUGCUGGUGGUGCUGCAAUGAUACUAAUGAAUGAAGAGGCAAAUGGAGACACUACAAUAGCUGAUUCUCAUGUUCUUCCAGCAACACAUGUGAGCUUUUCUGCUGGAGUGUCAAUCAAGAACUAUAUUAGUUCAACAUCAUCACCUGUGGCCACAAUCUUAUUCAAAGGAACUGUGAUUGGAGGAGAUUCGGCCCCUGCAGUUGCCUCGUUUUCAUCCAGAGGGCCUAGUAAUGCAAGCCCUGGAAUCCUAAAACCUGACAUCAUAGGCCCUGGUGUCAGCAUUCUUGCAGCAUGGCCUUUCUCUGUUGAUAACACAACAAAUACAAAAGCAACGUUUGAUAUACUUUCUGGCACAUCAAUGUCAUGUCCUCACCUUAGUGGCAUUGCUGCUUUGAUAAAAAGUGCACAUCCAACUUGGUCACCAGCUGCCAUUAAGUCCGCCAUCAUGACAACAGCUGAUCAGCUCAACCUAAAAAACGCGCCUUUCAUUGAUCAGACAGGCUCUCCUGCUGACAUCUUUGCUGUUGGUGCAGGCCAUGUGAACCCUUCUAAAGCCAGUGAUCCUGGACUUGUCUACGACAAUCAGCCUUCUGAUUACAUUCCAUACUUGUGCGGAUUAGGCUACACUGAUGAUCAAGUUGGAAUCAUUGUAAACAGGAUCAUUAGCUGCGCUAAUGAAACUGGUAUCCAGGAAGCUGAGUUAAACUACCCUUCUUUCUCUAUUGCAUUAGGCUCCUCUGCAGUCGAGUACUCAAGAGUUGUGACAAACGUUGGCAGUGCUGAUUCGUCCUACACUUUAAAAAUUGUUUUCCCACCUGGUGUUAUAGUAAGCGUAACUCCAUCCAGACUUGAGUUUUCUGAGGUGAACCAACAGCUAACAUAUAGAGUGAAGUUUAGCCGUUCAGGUGAUGUUUCACAGACUCCAUUUGUUCAAGGAUCUCUACAGUGGAUGUCUGCUAAACAUGUAGUAAGAAGCCCAAUCUCUGUUAAGUUUACUUAGACGCUUUGCAGGUCUUAAAACAUGGUUCUUUCUUAAAUACACUUCCAUAUUAUAUGA